AUGAAUUAUAUAAUAUUAGUAUGCAAUAUCAUCCUAUUAAUAUGUAUCCACAUAAAUGUCCACGCUAACCCUAUAACAUUUGUUCGGCAUACUUUUCCAAUUUGCAAUUUCGAAGAUACAGUCGAUUUAACGAAUGUCCAUCGUUUUACAAAUGGCUCAUACAUUUACGAAAAUCGUCUAAUACCAGCCGAUCAAGUUGCCAUCUAUGACUAUAUAGAAGUGUUUGAUGGUCAACGUGUACCAUAUGAACCACAUCCACGUGCCUGCGUCUGUCAAUAUGGAAUUUGUCUAAAAUUCUGUUGUCAUCCGACAAAAGAAAUUCUCAACGCCGUUGGCCAGUGUCAGCCAAUCGAAUAUGAAAUACCCCAGAGCCAGUUAUAUGUGAAUGUGACAUUGAAGAAUGGUUGGACAUUGCGUCGCAAUGUCGCAAGGGAAUUUAUCAAAUUAGAAGGACUACCCUGCCCGUAUCCAUAUGCCUUAAUGCCGGAGACAUAUAAGGAGGAAGAAUGGCAAAUUAUGGAUGAUGGCAAACUAUUGUUGGUCCACUACGAUACGAUUGUAUCGAAAAAUGAUUAUUGUUUGACGCCAGUGAAGACGGCGUCAGAUGAAUGGUCAUUGUCGGCUAUGACAUGCCCCGUGCCAAAUGUUAUGUCAACAACCACACGUAUUUCGAAUGUUGGUGCUGUGGUAUCGACAUUGUUUAUGAUUUUAACCGUGAUCGUGUAUCUUGCCAUACCCGAUCUAAGAAGGAACAUAUACGGCAUGUUUAUAAUCAGCUGUUUAUUGUCAUUGGCAAUUGGCAACUCCAUGUUGGCUUUUGUAUCAUUGUCGGAAAUAACAUUUCCCGAGCUUACAUGCAGUUUUAUUGGUUAUGUGGCAUAUUUCUUUUAUGAAAGUGCCUACAUUGGGUUAUCCCUCAUUGGCUUCCAUCUGUGGCAGUCUAAGGCAAGGCAAAAUAAGGGAGUAAUUUCUGCUGACAUCUCCGAAUUGGGUAAUAAUUCGUAUUUCCCCUAUGUCCUUUUUACGUGCCUGAUAGCAUUUGCUCUAACUUUUGCAUUGAUGGUCAUACAAAGUUCGAAUAUUCACAAUGGCUACAAACCGGGCAUUGGUGAUGAGUAUUGUUGGUUAAAUGUACACAUCUGGUCGGCAUUUUUUUAUUUCUUUGCAUUGAAUGGUAUAAUUUUUAUUUGUGCAAUUCUAUUCACCUAUUUGGCUGCCAAGACACGUGGCAGUCAUAUGGACAAAUACGAUGAUCGUAAACCAAUUGUUUAUGAAAGUUCCGACUUGAUGAAACCACAACAGGGUCGUAUUCCUUAUGUGCAGGAUACGCGUAGAAUGAUCUCCAUUUACUCUUUGUUAUUGCUUGUGUUCCUGAUAUCCUGGUUCUUGAGCAUAUCAUCGUAUUUGGGUGAAAUGUUGGGACUCGACAGUGAUAAUAUACUGCUCUACACUUCCGAUUUGGCCAAUUGCAUUGAGGGUCCAUUAAUAUUUCUAGUACUCGUUAUAAAACCCAAAGUUAUGUCGUUGCUAAGAAAUAAAUAA
Messenger RNA from Musca vetustissima, 1542 nucleotides. RefSeq names its product probable G-protein coupled receptor Mth-like 10. Lineage: Eukaryota; Metazoa; Arthropoda; Insecta; Diptera; Muscidae. The record is from RefSeq and is a predicted model, not a curated record. Bases 1 to 1542 code for a protein of 513 amino acids. Gene Ontology annotation, molecular function: G protein-coupled receptor activity. The transcript is spliced from 5 exons.